UGCUGCACACUGGCCACAGGUUUGCUCCUGGUUGCAAGACUCAAGAAACAAAGUCCAAGAUGAAGCACAUUCUCUUCUUUUCAUUUCUGCUCUGUGGGGUCUUCGUCACACGAGUCUGCUGCCUUCCAUAUGGGAAUAUUUCACUAGCUUGUGAAUCGAUGUUGCCAAACCACUCUGUAGAACCACAGGAAUCCGAAUCACCCUAUCACAUUUCUGUAUCAUCAGAUGAAUAUGACCCAGGAAAAGAAGUAAAAGUGAAAAUAGAAGGAACACCUGAUGUUGGAUUUAAAUGGUUUAUGCUACAGGCUCGAGACAUUGAAGAAAACAUUCCAGUUGGUUCAUUUCAGAUCACAGAUCCAAACACGCAAAGCCUUGACUGUUACAACCUUUCAAAUUCAGCAUUAAUUCAAACAAACUUGGAUACGAAACAGGACGUAACAGCACACUGGGUUUCACCUGAUGCUAAAACUAUUCAAUUUAUAGCAACCAUUUUUCAAGACCCUGAAACAUACUGGGUUGUUGUUCCCAGUGUCGUCCUCUUUCCUAGAAAUUUCAGUGAGGCAGAAGAUGAUUCCAAAAUUGUUGGUGAAUCUCAAUCAGCCCAAGUAUCACCCAAAAGCAGGAAGAAGUCUGCAGGUAUUACUCUAAGAAUAAACUGUGGCCAGGGUGGCAGUUAUGCAAGCAGCAGUGAAUGUACCAAGAUAUAUCAGGGUUCUUCGUCUGGCUCUUAUUCUGGCAGGCAGGAUGGUUCAGUGUACCAAGGAGGAAUCAAAAAGGGUGGCUGCGCUGGUGGUGGAGUUUCAAGUGUCUACAGCAAGUAUGGCUGCCGUGAUGGGGGUACAGCGUACAGUAGCAGCUCAUAUGGGCAGUCUGUGUCAACUGUGUCAGAUACCAAAAAGACUUUUCAGCAUCCUCCUAGCAACCCCUACCCACCAGAACGUACAUCAAUCACUGCGCAACUUGCCAACUCUCACUAUAAGCAUAUUCAGAGCACUCAAUAUGGCAGCAAAGUACAGAGCCAGGGUUCACAACCGCAAAGUGGCAUCCGUAUUACCAUUCAGAGUGGACCAGGCGUGCGGUUCUGUGAUAAGACCUCUUCUUCUUACAACAGCCAAGCCUGUAAACAGAGUAUGCAGUCUUCCACAUCGCAGAGCAGUUCUUAUGGAUCACAGCAGGGCGGAUCCUCUAAUUCAAUUGGUGGUGGCCGUGGAACCGCAAAUUAUGGUGGCAGCAGCGGAUCUUCAAAUUAUGGCGGCAGCACUGGAUCCUCAAACUAUGGUGGCAGCAGUGGAUCCUCAAACUAUGGUGGCAGCAGUGGAUCUUCAAACUAUGGUGGCAAUAGUGGAUCCUCAAAGUAUGGCAGUGGCAAGCCUUGCGGACAGGGGUAUACAUAUGAUAGCAAUCCUUGCAAUCAGCAGGGUGGAUCAUCACAACAAAAUUAUGGAAGUAGCCAGGGUGGAUCAACAUCUCAACAAAGUUAUGGAGGCAGGCCGGGUGGCUCAUCAUCCCAACAAAAUUAUGGAAGCAGUCAGAGUGGAUCACCGUACCAGCCAAGUUAUGGAGCCGGCCAGGGAGGAAGUUAUGGAAGUAACCAGGGUGGAUCAUCAGGGCAGCAAGGCUAUGGAAGCAACCAGAGUAGACCACCGUCCCAGCAGGGUUAUGGAAGUAACCAGGGCAGUUCCAGUUCUCAAGGAAACCGCAAUCCUUGUGAUGGGAGCAGUUAUUCUGGUACAGGAUAUAGCAGUAGCAACUGCCCACAGGGUGGAUCUUCCCAGCAACGGUUUGGUAGCAACCAGGGUGGAUCUUCCCAGCAACAGUUUGGUAGCAACCAGCAGGGUUCUCAGACUUACGGAGGACGAGGACGCUACAACAGUAAUGACUGCGAUGUUGGUGAUGCCAAAAGUUACGGUGAAAAGGCUCUGAGCUCGGCAAACUGUAGAGGCAAAAGGUCUAUUGAUACUCCAGCUACAUCUAAAGAUUUCAUCACAAAGAUUAAACAAGCCGCAGCUCAUGCUUUAGUACGAAAAACGCGAAGUAAAAAAAUCCGUACUCUAGUCAGAAAGGCUCGGAGUGAAAAAACUGAAACGGCUACUUCUGAAAGCAAUAACAAUGACCAGGAUGGAUCAUUUAUGGUAUCUGCCUAUAGACAGGGACAAUGUGUUUGCCCUGGUGCACAGGGCUCUUUUUCUUACAAAUCUAGAAAUAGGAGAGAAGCAUCUUCCUCCUAUGGCAGCAGUUCUUAUGGCCAGGGUUCAUCUUCCACAUAUGGCAGCAGCGGGAGCUCUUACGGACAGGGUGGACAGACUGGAUCAUAUGGUGGUGGCAGCUCUGUAUCAUAUGGGCAGGGUGGACCAUAUACUGGUGGUGGUGCUUCAUAUGGACAGGGUGCACAGAGUGGAUCAUAUGGCAGUGGAACAUAUGGGCAGGGUAGACCAAGUGGCACAUACAGUGGCAGCAGUCAAUAUGGACAGGGUGCAUCAUAUGGCAGCACCCAAUAUGGACAGAGUGGGCAGAGUGGAGCAUACGGAGGCACCAACCAAUAUGGACAGGGUGCACAUUAUGGAAGCAGUUCUCAAUACGGACAGGGUGGACAGAGUGGGGCAUAUGGAGGCAGCAACCAAUAUGGACAGGGUGGGUCAUAUGGAAGCAGUUCUCAAUAUGGACAGGGUAGACCGAGUGAGUCAUAUGGUGGGAGCACUCAGUAUGGACAGGGUGGACAAACUGGAUCAUAUGGGGGCACCGCCCAAUAUGGACAGGGUCAAUCAGGUGGAUCAUAUAGUGGCACCAGUGGAUCUUAUGGACAGGGUGGACAGAGUGGCAGUGGAUCAUAUGGGCAGGGUCAACCAGGUGGAUCAUAUAGUGGCAGCAGUGGAUCAUAUGGACAGGGUGGACAGAGUGGCAGUGGAUCAUAUGGACAGGGUCAACCAGGUGGAUCAUACGGUGGGACCAGUGGAUCAUAUGGACAGGGUCAACAAGGUGGAUCAUAUGGUGGCAGCAGUGGAUCAUAUGCACAGAACUCCUCUUCCUCUGGAGGCAAUAAGACUAGUGGGCAGGGAUCCUCAGGAGGAACCCAGUCUGGUAUUCAGGGAUCGUCAUCUUCAGGAAGCAAGCCAUCUGGAGGGCAGACCGGCUGUUACUGCCCAGGCGGGGUUUCUGGAUCAUAUGGUGGACAAAGUAGCCAAUAUGGUGGUAGACAAGGUUACAACCAAUAUGGUGGUAGACAAGGUUACGGCCAAUAUGGUGGAAACACGUAUAGUGGUAGACAAGGAUAUCAUGGAAGCGGACAGUAUGGUGGUGGACGAUAUGGUGGCAGCCAGUAUGGGGGGAAAAAUGCUGCUGGGAAACACCCAUUCUCCAGCUUCUUGCUGCUUUUCAGUGUUCUGAGCGCCUUUGCGGUCUCUUCUUCAACUGAAACUAGAUGGCUGAUAUGAUAUCCUGAAGUCAUACCAAGAAACCAGAUACCUGUCUUCAACAUAACACUACACGGUUUAUUCUAAUGAGCAGCUAGACACAUUUUGUGCAGUGUCAAAAAAAGGUGCACUGUGAAAUAAGCUUUCGUACAUAUGGUAUUUCAUAUGAUAUUUCUUAAAAUGAAAGAGAUGAGGAAAAAAUAAAAGAUAAAAUGAUGAAUAUAAUUGCCUGUUCAUCUUCAUAACCUUAUAACUGUGUAUCUAUUACAGACAUAAUUGUAAUAGAUGUUACAGAUAUAAUUGUGUAUCUAUUAGAAUAUUCAAAGCAUUUAUUCAUAAAUAUUGUACUUAAAAAUUGUACUUAAAAAUAUUGAUGUAGAAUGCUUUUACAGUGUUAUAUAAAUUGCUUUCUGUCUCCUGAAGGAAAAGUGUAAUAGCCACAAUGAUGGAGCACAGAACUCCAUUUCAGGAGCAAUCCUAAGCAGGUCUACUUGGAAGUAACUCCUAUAUUAUUUAUUGGGGUUUACUCCCAGGGAAGUAUCUUUAGGACUGCAGCCUUAAGCCUCAAAGUGAGAGCCACAGCUUUUUUCAGCCUUCUGCCUUCUGUUUGCCAGUACUAAAAGCAGCCUUUUAUAUGCAGUGGCAUAGCCUAUCCCCACCAUUGGGAUAUAACUUAAGUACCUUAGCUUCUGUCUCUCACCUGCUCCAAAGCAGUUGAACAUGGCUCCUGGCUAGGUAAGCAGUGAAUGGCUACCCUACAAUUAGAUUUUGUUGUUGUUAAUACCUUUCUGUUUGUAACUCAAGAAGGAUACCUUUGAAAGACCUCUUCUGUGUGAUAAGGGCAUGCAUUUUGAAAAAGCUGGUCCUAAAAGUGCAAAUGUUUAAAAUGCUAAUUGUAUGUUUUCAAUUAGAAGUCUUUUGUAUUUGUAAGUUUUCAAUUAGAAGUCUGGUAUAAUCUCAUAUAGUUGUACAUUGCCAAACUACCACACAGGGUUAUUGUGAGGAUAAAAUGGAGAAAGGGAUAGUGUUGUAAGCCACUUUAGAUCCCCAUUGGGGAGAGAAGUGGAUAUAAACGGAGUAAAUAAAUAUAAUAAAAUACAGAGAUGAUAUAAUGAAUACAAUGGACUGAAUCCAGCCAGCUUUUUCACCCAAUCGUAUCUAAUCCAUCUCCUUACUUAUAGUCACAUGACUUUUGUUCAUGCAAGUUCCAUGAUCCCCAGCACAUUUGUGGUGGUCAAAGGGUGACCUUUUUUACCAGCAGAAAUGCUGGUUGGAUCCAACCCAACAUUUUCUUAUGUGUCCUUAUUGCAUUGCUUUUUAUGGGUGCCCCCUGAUAUUUUGUUUUCUGUAAUAGCAUUUUGCAUAAAAUCUUUUUAAGACAAUGGCUAAAAAUUCACAGCCAUUCAAAGGACAAUGUAUGCAGAACUAGAGUUGAAAGCUAUGUGAAGUCUAAUCUUACAUAGUACAAUCUAGUUAUAAACAAUGUAGGCAGAUUUAUUUUCAUUGUUUGAAUUCGAUCAAGACUUCAGAACCCAGUCCACAAUUUGAAUAUUUCCAAUUUCCAAUUAAGUCAAUAGAACUGAUAGACUAUAUUUUCUUAAUAUGACAGAAUGUCUUACUGUUUCAGUGCUAUUCAUAACAUGUAGAUGCAAGAAAUGUAAGAAAUACUACACAAAUGCCAAAUUGAUCCUAAAAUCUUUAUGAUAGAAAGUGCCUUGACAACUUAGAAACUAAAUAUACCAUCUGGAAGAUUCAUUAUGAGGCUAAAUUACAUUAAAAUUCAACAGUUAAAUCCCAAACUUACUUAGUAGCUGAAUACCAUUAAUAGGAUUGCCUGCCUGGCAAGUAACUUUGUAUAGGAUCUCAUGUUUAGGGUCUCCUAAUCCUAAUCCUUUCUGGUUUGUGCCUUUGCUGUUUCAUAAUGAACCAAUGCUGGGGUAUUUCAGGAUUCUACCUAUAAGGUUUACAAUUAAAAUAGGUCCAUAUCUACAGCUUUAAAAAGCUUUAGGGUGUCAAAAUGUAUGAAAUAUUAAUUUGAAUACAUAUUAAACCAAUUUAAUAAAUUUACCCUUGGUUUCAUACAAUCA
Sphaerodactylus townsendi is the source of this 5497-nucleotide messenger RNA. Its product is annotated as hornerin-like. Gene Ontology annotation, molecular function: oxidoreductase activity, acting on metal ions. The transcript is spliced from 71 exons. Bases 60 to 3431 code for a protein of 1123 amino acids. NCBI's taxonomy places the organism in Eukaryota, Metazoa, Chordata, Lepidosauria, Squamata, Sphaerodactylidae. The record is from RefSeq and is a predicted model, not a curated record.